GUGUUUCUGAGAAACAUUAUUUCUUCAGUCUCUCGUCUGUGAAACCAAGAAACCACAGAAAUAGGUGACAGAUAACUUCCCCACUAGUGUUGAGAAUUUUUUGCAGGAGCUCAGCUAAAGUAGAAACUCUUGCUCCUUGCAGUGAAAGGAAGUCUGUUCAUCUUGAAAAUGAGACCCCUUCAGUGUCUGGCCAUUGGACUCUUCCUGCAACUUGAUUUCUGUGCAGGACAAAGGAUGGUGUCAAUUCAGAAGGGCCGUCUCUACCGAGCAAGAGGUUACCAUGUCACUAUCUGGUGUAAUGUCAGUGGAUAUCGAGGAUCACUGCAGCAGAAUUUUGAGUGGUCCUUUUAUAAGCCAUCUGCUCCAGAGAUACCACUGCAGAUCAGCAGCACUAGUGAUGAGUCCUUCCCUUAUGCUGUCUAUGGGCAACGUGUCAAAAGUGGGGAAAUUUACAUAGAAAGGCUCAGCGGAGACUCUGUUCUGCUACACCUCACAGACCUCAAGGAUGUGGAUGCUGGCGAGUAUGAAUGUCACACACCCAACACAGAUGGUAUCUAUUUAGGGACUUAUAGUGCCAAAAUGCACCUCUCAGUCAUUCCAGACACUCUCUCUGCCACCAUGAAUAUGCAGUCUCUCAGCCGAGAUCAAGAGGAUUCAUUAGAACUUACUUGUGAAGUGUCAACAGCAACAGCUCUACACACCCAUCACUCUGUUGCUUGGUACCUUCUUCAAGAAGGAGGAGGUGGGCAAGCUCAGAAGAUCAUUUCCCUGUCCAGAGAGUUUGUCUUGUCUCCAGGAUCUUCCUAUCAUCAGAGAUUUUCAUCCGGAGAUGUCAGGCUAGACAAAACUGGAAGCAAGAAAUAUACAUUAUCCAUUCUCAGCAUUCAGCCCUCAGAUCAGGGGAAGAUAUACUGUGAAGGGGUGGAGUGGAUUCAAGAUCCUGAUGAAACUUGGAAAGAUAUUGCUCGAAAAGAGACCAACAGAACAUCACUGACUGUCAGAAGCCUUGAUAAAAGGUUUUUUGUUAACAUCUCUGUUACUGAGAGGUCCCUUCUGGAAGGAGAAAGAUUACAGAUAACUUGCUGUGUGGAAGCCCAGAAUAUUCAAUACAGAUGGUUCCAGGUGGCUUGGUACCGUCAUGGUAUGGUGGUGGCUAGUCUGGAUCAGUAUGGGUCCUUGACCUUUCCAAAUGACAACGAGCAAAAAUACAGCAUGGGAAACCUCUUAGUGAAGAAGGACAGCAAUAGCAAGUACAUCCUCCAAAUAAGCCAGCUGGAACUGAAGGACAAAGGCACAUAUAGCUGUGAGGUUUCUGAAAUAGAGAAGACUCCCACAGGGUCAUUCGCCAUUACAGAACAAAAAUCUUCAUCAGGCAUGAAUAUAAAUGUGAAGCCAAGAGAAAGCCAUAUGCACCUGUCUGUGUCAGUCAAUAAUGAAAAAGCCAUGGAAGGGUCAGCUUUGGUCUUCUACUGUAAUGGGACCAUAACUGAUCAAUCGGUAUCUGUGACCUGGUGGCAUAUUCAGAAGGACAGAGAGCCUCCGUUGUUCAUAGCCAGCAUGGAUCAAGAUGGCAAGCUAAAGAUAGGCCCUUGCUACUUGGAACGCAGUGCUUCUGGUGAACUCAGAUUAGAAAAGCUGGGCUCUUCCAUAUUUACUUUGACUAUCUACAACUCUUCAGCCACCAAGGAUACAGGACUUUAUCGCUGUGAAGUGACAGAGUGGUCUAAGGGCAAGAGCUGGAAACACACUCAAGAAAUCUCAACAAAAGUUGAGCCACUAGGUUUGGAUCUGAAAGCUGUGCUGAGUAGCAGAAUUCCAAAUGUAAAUCUUCAUGAAGAUUUUGAACUUUUCUGCAAAAUUUCUGUUAAUGACACCACCAACCCAGUGCCAGUGUCCAUCACGUGGCAAUUCAAGCCCAGCUCAGGCACAGCUGGCUAUCAGCAAGUGGUCAAAGUCACUGCAGGAGGCACCAUUGAGUGGGGAUCGCCUUAUUUACAUCUCCAGAAGAAAGCCAAGAUUACCAAAUCCUCCUCUGUAUCUUGGCUCUUAAUCUACAGUGCCACAUGGCAGGAUUCAGGAAUGUAUAGGUGUGAAGCAGAUCUCUGGAAAAGGUCAGGCAGGCAUUCAGCUGUGGGAGCAACUGCAGUGGUACUCUCUAAUCCUGUUGAGAUAAAGGUUACCAAACCAGAAAGCAAAUUAAACAUCAACAUCAAUUCAAAGUCUCUUGAAAUGUCGGGCAAUGAAGAUGCAACAGUUGAUUGCAAAAUCAUAUCAAUGACCAAGAGGAAUUCUCUGUUAGGAAUUACUUGGUAUUUUCUGCCACUGUCUCCUGAGGAUGCAAUUCCACUGAUGAUUUUAAGGACCAAUUAUAGUAACAUAUUGGAAUAUGGAGAAGCAUUCAGUUCUCCUCGUCAGAAAUCCCGAUUUCAUAGCAAGAAGGUUUCCAGCCUCCUGUACCAACUACUCAUUCUGUCAGCAGAUCAUGAUGUCCAGGGUAAAUAUUAUUGUGAAGCAGAUGAAUGGAUCUGGUCAAUGGAAGGCAGCUGGUACAGUCUUGGGAAGAUGGAAUCUGGAAAAACCACUGUGUACUUCAAGCUUUCAGAAAAUAAACCAUGCAUUGAAAGGACAAACCACAGCAUCACCACAACUGAAAAUGAGGAUGUGACCCUGAAAUGUAUUCUGCAGAGCACGAUACAGCCCACUUCCCGCUUUUCAGUCACCUGGUUUAAAGUGUCAGAACAUUUUAAUGCUGAAACUCUAGUGGAAAUCAAAAGUAAUGGUAUUAUUCAGUAUGGCAAUGUGACUAUGGCAAGAAGGUUGCAACCUCACUGCAGUUCUGUUGGUGACUUUCACCUGACACUGUGGAAUGUGGAGAUGGAGGAUGCUGGGCUGUUCUACUGCCAGGUGGAAGAAUGGCAGGCAGCCAACAGUAGCACUGCUCAAGUUCAGCAUGCAUCAGGCCAGUCAGGAUACAGCAACCUUGUUGUGCUUCCUUCAGAUUCAAGAAGUUCUUCCCAGAUUUGUUCUUCUCGAUGGCUGUACCACUUCAUUUUAUUCUGCCCUCUAGUUCUGUUCCUUACCCUCACAACUGUUUUCCUCAUGUUGUACUUCAGAAGAAAACAUGUUCAGAAGGGGAAAAUGGCUUUGGAACAAAACAAAACUUCUGGUGAAGAGCUUGGGGUGCUGGCACCAACCACUUCGACCCAGUAGAAAGUAACAGCAUAGUUGAGGAUAAAUCCAGUAGCUUGAAGAGCAAUGAAAUCAGCUGACUCUUGAAGGAGGAGAUAAUGCCACCUGGAGCUUUAUGGAAGGAGUGGGCAUUUUGCAGCCUCCAACAGUUCUCACAAUGGAUUCAGCUGGCUAGGACUGCAGGGUCUGUAGUCAAAACAUUUGGGGGAGGGGGGCUCACACAAUUCCCACUUUUUGCAGUAUAGCGUGCAUAGGUCUUUUUUGUUCUCUUGGUUGUGACACUGGAACUUAUCCAGCAGGAGUGAAACUAACUCCAGUUAAUGAUAGGUUUUUGUUGCCCGCUUCCAUUCCAUGGCAAUGUUUUUAAGCCUUCCAUGUUGCCACCUCCCUCCUGUUCCAUUCCUCUGAAUUCAACAAACUACUCCCUUUUUGAAUUCUACUAUUUCUUUUCAAGAAAAUUGCUUAACAGAGCAAUCUUAUGCACAGUUACUGAGAAGAUGAGUUCAUGUAGGACUUUACAGCCUAAAUCUUAAGUCACAAGAAUUUUUAAAGCCUUAAAGAAUUUGCCCAUUUUUUUAAAUGAGUUUUUAAAAAUUCAGUCAGUCACCAGUCAACAUUUAAUUCAACAGGUCUACUCUAGGUGGGACUAAUCAACAGGAGGCCAGCCAUUAUGUUACACUUGUAAACAACAGUUGUUGCUGGCAAAAGUGAUUAACUAUAAGUAUCUGGUUAUUGUAACUAGGUACCUCAAAGCCAUUUAUCUAUUCAGGGGCAUACUUUUUGUAUGUCGACAUGUACUGUAUAUGUAAAGGCAUACAUGAGAAUGACUGUGUCCCUUAAGACAUCCACCAGUUAUCAAGUCUGGAAUUUAAUAAAAAUACCCCCAAAAUCCCUAUCCCAAAAUGCAUCUGUGGAGGUAAUCAGGUGGCCCCUUUCCCUGGCAUCACUUGAUCAUAGGAGCCUACAAGCAAGCGCUGCAUCUAUAGGGUGAAGUAUGUCUCCUGAUGACCCUAAUGGAAAGGCAUUAUGGGAGCUGCCCCUUGACUGCCAUGGCCUGAAAGCAGAGAGACCACGUAGGCAGCAGCCUUACUUAGGAGUUGCAAACAGGAAAGAUUCCUUCAUACCUAGGAGACAGAUUUAUGACUGGGAGAUGUUUCACAGACACAAGCCAUUCCGGCAACAAUAGUUUUCCCAUGGCUGGGGAUGCCUAUGGAUCAAGUGAUGUGUAAAUUUGGUGUUGCUUUGAUGUAGGACAACCGCCUCUGCUGACUACAUGACUAGGAACCUAUUUAAAAUCCAGUUUUUCCUUUGUUCAAAGUUCCAUGUUGGUGGCAGGCAGGCACUCUGUCAG
Messenger RNA from Sceloporus undulatus (fence lizard), 4540 nucleotides. RefSeq names its product CD101 molecule (gene CD101). The transcript is spliced from 9 exons. The record is from RefSeq and is a predicted model, not a curated record. NCBI's taxonomy places the organism in Eukaryota, Metazoa, Chordata, Lepidosauria, Squamata, Phrynosomatidae. The coding region runs from base 169 to 3210 and encodes 1013 amino acids.